Messenger RNA from Prunus persica (peach), 3079 nucleotides. RefSeq names its product potassium transporter 4. Gene Ontology annotation, cellular component: membrane. The transcript has 9 exons. Gene Ontology annotation, molecular function: potassium ion transmembrane transporter activity. The coding region runs from base 414 to 2774 and encodes 786 amino acids. Gene Ontology annotation, biological process: cell tip growth; potassium ion transmembrane transport. The record is from RefSeq and is a predicted model, not a curated record. NCBI's taxonomy places the organism in Eukaryota, Viridiplantae, Streptophyta, Magnoliopsida, Rosales, Rosaceae.
UGAUUAGUUAUAAUAAUUGAUGCAAUUUGGAUUUGGAUGGGAAUUGGAGCGAGGAACUCAACUCAUUUCUUCUUCUUCGUCUUCUUCUGGUUUUACUAUUACCUAUAGCUCUUACUCAAAUCUAAAUAAAAUGCUUUCUUCUCCUCACCUAUAUAAUAAAUAAAUAAUACGUUAAAAAUAAGAUAUAAUAAUAGUGAGCGAUUAUUAAGUUCAGUUUUAAUAAGCGUUUAAUUGAAGAGCCAGGGCUCACAUAUGCACGCACGCACGCACGCACAGAAAGACACACAGAGGAGAGCUGCGGAGGGAGGAGGUGUUGAGCUGAUGAGGUCCUUGAGAGCCUUGAGGGAGAGUUGUUGAGUUGAAGAAGGGUAGGCUUUUAGAUAAUCUCAGAUUAGAUUAGAUAAGAUUAGCUAAUGGAGCCCGAGUCUGGAAUUUCGACGCCUUCCCGCAAUCCUCCUCCUCAGCUUUCAUGGGUGAAUCUCUCCAGAAAUCUAAUACUUGCUUAUCAAAGCCUUGGCGUGGUUUAUGGGGACCUGAGUACUUCUCCUCUCUAUGUUUAUACUAGCACAUUCAUAGGGAAGUUGCAGAACCAUAAUAAUGAGGAAGUGAUAUUUGGUGCAUUUUCCUUAAUUUUCUGGACUCUUACACUGAUACCCUUGCUGAAGUAUGUCUUCAUCCUAUUGAGUGCUGACGAUAAUGGUGAAGGUGGGACAUUUGCUCUUUACUCAUUGCUUUGCCGCCAUGCAAAGUUUAGUUUACUUCCCAACCAACAAGCAGCUGAUGAGGAGCUCACAGCUUACAAAUACGGUCCCUCAUCACAGGUUGUAGCCUCUUCCCCAUUAAAAAGAUUUUUGGAGAAGCAUAAAAGGUUACGGACAGCCCUACUAGUGGUGGUAUUAUUAGGAGCUUGCAUGGUCAUAGGAGAUGGUGUGCUCACUCCAGCAAUUUCAGUUUUGUCAUCAGUAUCAGGGUUACAAGUUACAGAGGAGAAAUUAACUGAUGGUGAACUCCUCUUGCUUGCCUGUGUCAUAUUGGUUGGCCUGUUUGCUCUGCAGCAUUGUGGCACCCACAGGGUAGCAUUUUUGUUUGCACCUAUUGUAAUAAUCUGGUUGAUAUCAAUAUUUGCCAUUGGCCUGUACAACACAAUACAUUGGAACCCAGCUAUUGUUCGUGCAUUGUCGCCCCACUAUAUUGUCAAGUUUUUCCGUGAAACUGGUAAAGAUGGUUGGAUUUCUCUUGGUGGGAUUCUCCUCUCAAUAACUGGUACUGAAGCCAUGUUUGCAGAUCUUGGACAUUUCACUGCCUUAUCGAUAAGGCUUGCGUUUGCAUUCAUUAUAUAUCCUUGUUUGGUAGUACAAUACAUGGGUCAAGCUGCUUUCCUAUCUAAACAUCCCAACUGCAUUCGUUACAGUUUCUAUGACUCAAUACCUGAGCCUGUAUUUUGGCCCGUCUUUGUUGUUGCUACCCUUGCAACAAUUGUUGGGAGCCAGGCUGUUAUAACCGCUACUUUCUCCAUCAUCAAGCAAUGUCAUGCCCUUGGUUGCUUCCCGCGAGUCAAAGUUGUCCACACCUCAAAACAUAUAUAUGGGCAGAUCUACAUCCCAGAAAUUAAUUGGAUACUUAUGAUCCUCACUCUUGCGAUAACUAUUGGAUUCCAAGACACGACUUUAAUUGGAAAUGCAUAUGGACUUGCUUGCAUGAUGGUUAUGUUUAUCACGACGUUCCUUAUGGCACUUGUAAUAGUCUUUGUUUGGCAGAAAAGUGUGGUUCUGGCUGCAGUUUUUCUGAUUUUCUUCUGGUUCAUUGAGGGAGUCUACUUAUCAGCAGCACUCAUUAAAGUGCCUCAGGGAGGAUGGGUCCCUUUUGUUCUCUCGUUCAUCUUUAUGAUCGUUAUGUAUGUCUGGCAUUAUGGUACGCGGAAGAAGUAUAACUACGAUCUGCACAACAAAGUUUCAUUAAAAUGGUUACUUGGCCUUGGCCCCAGCCUCGGUAUAGUCCGCGUGCCUGGGAUAGGCCUCAUAUACUCAGAGUUGGCAACAGGAGUUCCUGCAAUAUUCUCUCACUUUGUAACAAAUCUUCCUGCAUUUCACAAGGUGUUGGUUUUUGUUUGUGUAAAAUCAGUUCCAGUUCCAAGUGUUUCACCUGAAGAGCGAUUUCUGAUUGGCCGGAUUUGUCCAAGGCCUUACCGUAUGUAUAGGUGCAUCGUCAGGUAUGGGUACAAGGACAUUCAACGGGAUGAUGGAGACUUUGAGAACCAGCUCAUCCAAAGCAUAGCAGAGUUCAUCCAGAUGGAAGCAGUGGAACCACAGUUCUCAAGCUCUGAGAGCGCAUCAUUUGAUGGAAGGAUGGCUGUGAUAAGCACCAGGACGGGGCAAUCGAGUUCGAGCUUAAUAGCGAAUGAGCAAGAGGUUUUUGGUGUGAGCGACUCCAUCCAAAGCAGCAAAUCUUUGACCCUCCAGAGUAUAGGAUCAGUGUAUGAUGAUGAGAACCCACAAAUCAGGAGGCGCCAAGUAAGGUUUCAGCUUCCCUCAAACCCAGGUAUGGAUCCUGCAGUGAGGGAAGAGCUGAUGGAUUUAAUCCAGGCCAAGGAAGCAGGGGUGGCUUAUAUAAUGGGGCAUUCAUAUGUGAAGGCGAGGAGAUCAUCGUCGUAUCUGAAGAAGCUUGUGAUUGAUAUGGGGUAUUCAUUUCUUAGGAAGAACUGCAGGGGACCUGCUGUGGCACUUAACAUUCCUCACAUCAGUCUUAUCGAAGUUGGGAUGAUAUACUAUGUCUGAGUCCUAAUUGUUUGAAGGAAUUCGUUACUUAGAGAUUCUAGGGGAUAGGGAGCUGUCUCUUAUUAGUCUAAGCUCAUGGGAGAAGUAUGCUAUAAGGCAGAGGCUAGGACUAAAUAAUAUUUGGUCGCAUCGCAGAUUUCAUUUGGAAGCAUCUUUGCCUCUGCCUGCCUGCCUGCGCUUUUGUUCCAACGUAACGUGUAUAGAUGAAUAACAUGGAAAUCUAUCGUCAUUAUUAUUUGGCAACUCACUUGGGCUUUCAACAUGCUGCAUGCAUAACUUCAAUUCGACGGUGAAAUUUGUCAUCA